AAAUCAUUCAAAAAUGAAUUAAAAAGAAGGUUAAGCAUAAAUUAAACUAGUUGUCGUUGGUGAUGGCAGUGUAGGUAAAACCUGUGUGCUUCUAAGGUAAUUAUUUUUUUCAUUCAAGUUACACAGCCGAUAAUUUUCUUACAGAAUAUGUUCCUACUGUUUUUGAGAAUUACACGAAAACUUUAAAUAUAGAUGGUAAGGAAGUUGAUUUAAGUCUUUGGGAUACUGCUGGUUAAGAAACUUUUACUAGUUUAAGAACAUUGGCAUAUGAAAAUACUGAUAUAUUUUUAAUCAUCUAUUCUGUCAUUGAUGAAUCUUCAUAUGAAAAUGCCAAAGAGAAGUGGUAUUUAGAAUUAAAUGAAGGAAAGUUAAAAAAGGUUCCAAAGAUUUUUGUGGGUAAUAAAAUAGAUAUCAGAAAUACUUUAAAUUAAAAUCAUAUAUAAUUUGAAAAAGUAAGAAUCUAGUUAAUGUCUAUAGGCAUAAUAGGAAUUGAAAAAUUAUAAUGCUCUACAUAAAGAAUGUUCUGCGUUAACUAAGGAAGGAUUGGAAGAUUUAUUUUAAGAAGCUGCAAGACAAGGAUUUAAAUAUUAUUAAUAACAAUAAUUAUUUGCAUCAGCAAAAGACCAACCAAUUUCAGGUAAUGAGCGUUCAUGUUGUUAGACUUUUUGA
Messenger RNA from Paramecium sonneborni, 669 nucleotides. The record is from the annotation of a GenBank genome assembly. Lineage: Eukaryota; Ciliophora; Oligohymenophorea; Peniculida; Parameciidae.